CUCGCGCGGCUUCAUUUCGUUCAAAGAUACGGUCGAGGUAAUAUCAUUCUCUGUAUAUCAAAAUAUCGCUUUCUUUAAAGCAUUAAAAUUACUGUGUCAGCCUGUUUAGUAUCGAAUUCGAAGUCACAAAGUGAAAAGUACAAAGUGAAAGUGAAGAAAUUAAAUAACGAACAUGGCGCGACAAGCUCCAAAAUACGAAUUUCUACCCGAGGAGAAGACAAAAGAGAUGCUAAAAUUAUUUAAGGGAGAGAGAACUGGUUGGGUGCAAGUAGGCUCGCAAAAAUGGUUUUUCCCUUACCGGUACACGGAACAAGGUGCCGGAUUCUAUAAUUUUGAAGCCAGGCCAGAUGACACUUGGAUAGUAACUUAUCCGAGAUCUGGCACUACAUGGACGCAAGAGCUGGUCUGGCUAUUGUCAAACAAUUUGGAUUUUGAGACGGCGGGGAAGCAGUAUCUUACUGAGAGAUUUCCUUUCUUCGAAUUCAGUAUGUUCCAACAUCCUGAAGUGACAAAAAAUUUGGUAGAGAUGAACAAAGAUAACGCGGCGAAAGAAUUAUGUUUGAAAGUAGCCAAACCCGGUUACGAGGUCAUCGCGUCAAUGCCGUCGCCCAGAUUCAUCAAGACACACUUUCCAUUCAGCUUGCUCCCAGGGAUCCUGGAUGUCGGUUGUAAGAUUAUCUACGUAGCUCGCAAUCCGAAGGACGUUGCAGUCUCGUGGUAUCAUCUAAACUUGUCAGCCACGACUCAAGGAUAUGUCGGCGACUUCGCUACCUUCUGGGAUUACUUCGAGAAUGACCUUACGGCCUGGAGCCCUUAUUGGACACAUUUGAAGGAAGCCUGGGCUCUGAAGGAUCAUCCGAAUCUUCUAUUUUUGUUUUACGAAGAGAUGAAACAUGAUUUCCUGAAAACAAUCAAGAAAGUUGCAAAAUUUUUGAACAAAACAUAUACCGAUGAACAGUUAAGCAAGCUGGUAGAUUACUUGGAUAUUAAAAACUUCCGCGACAAUAAGAUGGUCAAUAAUGCCGAUUUGAAGAAUAUAGGCGUUAUGAAGCAUGGAGAUUUUAUCAGGAAAGGUCGCAAUGGUGAAUGGAAGGAAGUCUUUACUCCUGAGAUUGCUGCUAGAGCAGACAAAUGGAUUGAAGCGAAUCUGAAGGAUACUGAUUUGCGUUUUCCGGUUUUCAACUAUGAUAAUUAAAUUAAAAUAGUUAAAUUAAAUUAAAUUAAAAUUAAAAUAAAUUAGAAUUAAAAUUAAAAUAAAAAAAUAAAAUCAGACAACUGAGUGAAAAGCAAUAUCGGUAAAAUCUCUAUGAAAGAUACCGGCAUUCAGCAAAGAUCAACCAUUGGAUCCAUCUUUGAUACGUCAAAUGAAAGAAAGGCG
Messenger RNA from Harpegnathos saltator (Jerdon's jumping ant), 1378 nucleotides. Its product is annotated as sulfotransferase family cytosolic 1B member 1. Gene Ontology annotation, molecular function: sulfotransferase activity. NCBI's taxonomy places the organism in Eukaryota, Metazoa, Arthropoda, Insecta, Hymenoptera, Formicidae. The transcript has 6 exons. The record is from RefSeq and is a predicted model, not a curated record. Bases 173 to 1195 code for a protein of 340 amino acids.